Tripterygium wilfordii is the source of this 2012-nucleotide messenger RNA. Its product is annotated as eukaryotic translation initiation factor 5-like. Gene Ontology annotation, cellular component: cytosol. Gene Ontology annotation, biological process: formation of cytoplasmic translation initiation complex; translational initiation; formation of translation preinitiation complex. The transcript is spliced from 2 exons. Lineage: Eukaryota; Viridiplantae; Streptophyta; Magnoliopsida; Celastrales; Celastraceae. Gene Ontology annotation, molecular function: GDP-dissociation inhibitor activity; translation initiation factor activity; eukaryotic initiation factor eIF2 binding. The coding region runs from base 484 to 1812 and encodes 442 amino acids. The record is from RefSeq and is a predicted model, not a curated record.
GAGUUUGCCCUAACCAAAAUCUCUUGAAAAUUCGUAUAUUAGUUGCCCUAUAUAAACGCCGUUUACACAUCCUCGCUUCCCCUCAAGCAUAUUCUCAGAACCAACACCCUACGCUCCAUACGCAGACGCAUAGCUCCGUUCUCAUCGUCGAGAGGAAGUUGGCAGUUUAGUCUGCUCUGUCGCAAAUAGCUAAAGUGGGGAGCAUCAAGUUCGAAACUUCUUUUAUGUCUGAACGGGCAUCCCUCUUUUUGUUAUCAAUUGGAUUACUUGGGGAGUAUUGUCCUACGUCUAGAAAAAAGAACAUACAUUCCUCAGAUAACAUUGUACUUAAGGUGCAACAUCCACGGUUUUGGAUCUUUUAUGCAGCCUGUUCCUUUUGAAAGGACUUGUUCAGUAGAGGAGGAUUUCUUGUUGCAAGAGGCAAUAACACUGCUGAUUUGUGCUUCUUCUGAUCAAUUUCUCUAGAAGCAUACAGAAAUCGAGAUGGCUCUGCAGAAUAUUGGUGCCUCCAACCGUGAUGAUGCCUUCUACAGGUAUAAGAUGCCGAGAAUGAUUACCAAGAUUGAAGGUAGAGGAAAUGGGAUCAAGACUAAUAUUGUUAACAAUGUCGAGAUCGCAAAGGCCUUGGCUAGACCUGCUUCAUACACUACAAAAUAUUUUGGUUGUGAGCUUGGUGCCCAAUCAAAAUUUGAUGAGAAAACUGGAACUUCACUGGUAAAUGGUGCUCAUGAGACGGCUAAGCUUGCAGGGCUUCUUGAAAACUUCAUCAAAAAAUAUGUUCAGUGCUAUGGUUGUGGGAACCCUGAAACUGAGAUUGUCAUCACAAAGACACAGAUGAUAACCCUAAAAUGUGCUGCUUGUGGUUUUCUUUCAGAUGUUGACAUGAGGGACAAGCUCACAACAUUUAUACUGAAGAAUCCACCUGAGCAGAAGAAAUUGAAGGACAAAAAAGCAUUGAGGAAAGCUGAGAAGGAACGGCUGAAGGAAGGUGAGGUUGCUGAUGAGGAGCAAAAUAAGCUCAAAAAGGAAGCUAAGAAGAAAGGUUCAUCUGCUAGUUCAAAGGAUGUUGCUAAAAGUGGAUCAACCAAGAAGAAAAGUAGUGGAUUUGACGAGAAUCACUCCCCUACUCACAGCCAGGCUGGUGAGAGUGACCAAGUGGGUUCUGACAAUGGCGACGAGGAUGAUGUCCAAUGGCAAACAGACACUUCAUUAGAAGCUGCUAGGCAGCGCAUACAGGAGCAGUUGAGUGCUGUUACUGCAGAUAUGGUUAUGCUAUCAACCAGUGAAGAGAAGCAUAAGUCAGUGAAUAAAUCUCCAGAACAUGACAAUAAGGGGCAUGAGAAUGGUGUCAAGCGUGCUAAUACCUUUGAAACGCUUGUUGACGAGAUUAAGGAAUUUCUUAAAACAAGUUCCUCAGUGAAACAACUGAAAUCCUUUUUGGUUUCUCUCUCUGGCACUCAGCAAGAAGUCACCGAUGCCUUAUUUAUGGCGCUUUUCGGGGAUGUUAAGAAAGGAUUUGCCAAAGAGGUUGGGAAAAAGAAAACCUACCUGGCAGCAGGAACUCAAGAUGGGUCGCAUAUGAUUCUGUUGCAUGCUUUUGAGUCAUUCUACACCAAGGCGAACCCUGAGGCAGCGAAGGAGGUUGGUCUGGCUCUGAAAGUACUGUACGACAGCGAUUUGUUGGAAGAGGAGUUUAUACUGGAGUGGUACAAGAAAGGCCUUGCAGGUAGCAACAAAAACUCCCCCAUAUGGAAGAAUAUUGUACCCUUCAUCGAAUGGCUCCAGAAUGCUGAGUCUGAAUCAGAGGAGUGAUUCUGGGAGCAUGCAUUUAUGGUCUUUUGUCUGCUUUGGAUCUUGUUCUGCUUUGUUGUUUGAAUGAAUAAGGCUUGGUGCUAUGUGUUGAGUUGCUGUUCUAUUUCUGGUUAUAAACUCUCUCUAUUACUGCCAACUAGUCAUUAUGUUGUUGUGCCUAAGAGUAUCGUUUCUAGACAUUAAUAUUCUACAUUUUCUUA